Brassicogethes aeneus is the source of this 684-nucleotide messenger RNA. The record is from the annotation of a GenBank genome assembly. NCBI's taxonomy places the organism in Eukaryota, Metazoa, Arthropoda, Insecta, Coleoptera, Nitidulidae.
AUGGAAGCACAGGGCGCUUAUGGUGGUGGCAAAGCUGGGGGUGCAUUCGACCCCAUAUCGUUCGUGCAGAGGCCCCAAGUGAUACUUCGGGCAGUUUGCUGGCUUUUCUCGAUAAUAGUUUUUGGAUGUAUUUCUUCUCAAGGCUGGUUAUACGAUGAAGCCUCCAAAAAAAACAAGUGUCUCUAUAAUGGGGACUCAAACGCGUGCAACUAUGGAGUAGGCAUUUCCGUUAUAGCCUUUUUGGCCAGCAUGGGUUUCAUUGCAGGAGAAUAUUUAUUCGAACAAAUGUCCUCAGUCAAAACAAGAAAACACUAUGUUUUGGGCGAUCUAGGAUUCUCAGGAGCAUGGGCGUUUUUGUAUUUUGUGGGUUUUUGGUACCUAACGAAUCAAUGGGGAAAAUCCACGUCGCCUGCUAAUGAAUAUGGGGUUAAUAAUGUACAAGCUGCUAUUGCAUUCUCGUUUUUCUCCAUAUUUACUUGGGCGGGUUGCGCAUUUUUCGCUUUUCAACGUUUUAAACAGGGGGCCGAUUCGGCUUUUGCCACAAACUACGAGGCCGACUCAGGCAUGCCAACUUCGUUCCCAUCCUAUCCUGGGGGCCCCGAGUCGGAUCAGCAUUAUCAAGAGCCCCCUUUCUCAGCUGGGCCCCAGAGAGGUCCAACCGAGUUCCAGGCUCCAGCAUAUUAA